This is a messenger RNA of Drosophila kikkawai, 1083 nucleotides long. RefSeq names its product Non-SMC element 4 (gene Nse4). Gene Ontology annotation, biological process: DNA repair. NCBI's taxonomy places the organism in Eukaryota, Metazoa, Arthropoda, Insecta, Diptera, Drosophilidae. Gene Ontology annotation, cellular component: nucleus; Smc5-Smc6 complex. The record is from RefSeq and is a predicted model, not a curated record.
UCUGGUACUACAAUAACAAAACAUCGAUUUCGAUCAAAAUAAUUUUUAAACAAUUUGCACGGCAUUCUGAAUUAGCUGCGCAAUUGUUGGUUAAUUUUCUUAAUUUAACGAUGGAGUAUUCGCAAGACCAGUCUCAGUUGUCCGUUGAGGACUCGGCUCAAGACGCCCGAAUCAUUGGGCUGCAAAAUCUCAUCGAAAAGAAUAUUGAGAUAGAGCAACAAAUUGAGAGUAACUCAUUUGGCGAAUCAUUAGAGGCAAUUGACCAUAUUAUACGGGAGGCCAAUGACAUUAUCAAGGGACAUGAGGAUCGUCGCACGCUCUCCACGGAACUUGUCCUGGACACGGAGCUGCUGCGGCGCAAUCACGAAGUUGUGGGCAAGGCCAUUCAAUAUAACACUAACUUUACGGAUCGCAUUGUUCAAAAUGCCAUUAACCAGCUGGUUUUCAAGGAGAACGAAGAGGACUGGGACUCUGUCUGUGCCUUGGCCAUUCAAUUCGGGCAUCCCCAUUUUACCAGCGACAGCAUGCUGCCCUUUAUAGACGUAGCACCCAAGGAGCACAUUCCCAAACAACGCACUCAGCGCAAACAAAAAUCACAGGUUGAGGAAAAACGUCCGAAAAAGAGUGAUAAAUUGGAGCGUAAGGACGAAGGUGCUGCUUCAGUCAACAAUACCUUGAAGCAAAUCAGAAAUAUAUAUCGCGAGGGGGGCAAUCAGCCGAUUCCAUACUUCAAAUUGAUUUGCAACCCAAACAAUUUCAUGGAAACAGUGCAAAAUGCAUUGCAAGUUUCCUUUUUGGUCAAGGAGAAUAUAAUUGCAAUUAAAAAUGGCAGCGAUGACGGCUUACCUCUUGUUUAUGUCGUUGCCAAUCCUAAGGCACUCGCCAAUAAUGAGGCUUCCCAGGCAAUUUGCUCCCUAGAUGUUUCCUACUGUGAGAAAAUGAUUAAACACUAUCAGAUUCAAGAGCCCAUGCUUACAAGACUGCAGGAUAGUUAGUUUUAGUUAUACAUUUAAGUGAAUAGUUUUAAGAACUAAACUCAAUGCCUUGUAUUCGUUUUUGUUAUAAUAAAGAUAUUCAGUGGAA